CUUCCUUGAAAUGAUGGAAGCUCGAAGCCGAGGACACAUGUCGCCACUAACAACUAACGGGCAAAGCCCUUCCUCUGGCUCCCAGUCACCCAUCGUACCUCCGAGCUCCACAUCAACGGGCAGCUCCAGCCCUGGCACCCCACAGCCACCGCAGCCGCUUUCCACAAGCUCCACCGUCUCUCCUGAACCCCCUCCAUCUUUUUCACCAGUGCCUGCACCUGAGGCCCAGCAGCCACAUGCACCUCCACCAGCUACAGCCUCCCCAGCACCUCCAGCUGCAGUUGCACCACCAAAGCGCAGCAUUAUUUCACGUCUCUUUGGGACAUCUCCUGCAUCAGACCCCUCUCCUCCCCAGCCAGAUCCUGCUGCUGCCACUCCUCCUCCCCACCCUGAAGCCCCUGCAAAAGUACAGAGUGUGGAGGACUUUGUUCCUGAUGACAGUCUGGACCACAGCUUUCUAGAAGACCCAGCUCCACGGAAGGACAAAGGGAAACCACAGACUAAACACCGUGUUGAUAGUGAAAGCGAUGGAGAGGUGCCUGGGGGGAACCCCAUGGUGGCAGGUUUCCAAGAUGACCUGGAUCUGGAUGACAAAAUCCCCAGCAGACCCAUGUUGGCAACAGAACGGGUGCCCAGCAACAAUGUCACCCUCUCCAGUGAGGAGGAGGAAGAGGAAAAGGUGAAGGACUCUAAGGUCGUACUCAUACCUGAUGAAGACAUCGAGAAGGAGCAGGAAAAAAAAAGGUCUUCCAGAAAUUCUCUGAAACCACAGAGUGAAGCAAUUUUGACCAAAGUAACUGACCCAAAGCCUCCUGACAAUUUACCUCCACAUUCUGGGUCCGAAAGAAACAGCAGCAGCAAGGUCAACACUAGCCUGCCGACUGCUGCUGCUGCCACUCCAGCAGCGGUCCAGGCCCCAAAGACCACUUCCCAAAGCAAAGGACAUGCUCUCAAGCAGAAAGUGGUCAAAGAGGAAAAGCCUGAGGAGUCUGACAGUGAUCAAGAGGGACCAAUAGCUACUCAGAUGCUCUCAUUUGUUAUGGAUGACCCAGACUUCGAAAGUGAGGAUUCUGACAGCCAGAAGAAGAAAAUGGAUGAAUUCCCAGUCCGGGAAGAUCUCUCUGAAAUAUCUGAUGAUGAUACCUCGUUGACAAAGCCACCCCAAUCUGUGAAAUCAACAGUCCCUUCCUUUAAACUGAAAAAUGACUCAGAUCUCUUUGGUUUGGGUUUGGAAGAAACUGGUCCCAAGGAGAGCAGUGAGGAAGGUAAAGAUAAACAACCUUCUAAGGAGAAAAAGAAGAAGAAAAAGAAAAGCAAAGAGGAAGAUGAGAAGUCUGUGAAAAAGAAGAGCAAACACAAGAAGAGCAAAGAGAAGGAGGAGAACAAAGAGGAGAAAAAGAAAAAGAAAAAGAAGAGCAAGGAGAAAAACAGCGAGAUAGAUGAACUUGAGGCUUUUCUUGGAGGAGGAGGAGCCAGCGUGAGCAAGCCGCGAGGAGGUGGGGACUAUGAGGAGCUGUAG
This is a messenger RNA of Cariama cristata (Red-legged seriema), 1519 nucleotides long. RefSeq names its product rab-like protein 6. The record is from RefSeq and is a predicted model, not a curated record. The transcript has 7 exons. The annotation marks the transcript as partial. Gene Ontology annotation, cellular component: cytosol; nucleus. Lineage: Eukaryota; Metazoa; Chordata; Aves; Cariamiformes; Cariamidae. Gene Ontology annotation, molecular function: GTP binding.